This is a messenger RNA of Brassicogethes aeneus, 1275 nucleotides long. Lineage: Eukaryota; Metazoa; Arthropoda; Insecta; Coleoptera; Nitidulidae. The record is from the annotation of a GenBank genome assembly.
AUGAUGAAAAGAAGAAAUACGACUUUUUAUAGGAAACUAAAAAUAGAACGACAAAAAGUUUUUGCCACGUUAAAUGACAAAAUUACCCAAAACUAUAAUAUUUUAAGUCUAACCUCAGGUACUGAAGUUAAGGAUAACAGAAUUUGUUCAAAAGUACUUUCUGCUUUCAGCAGCGAAGUUGAGUCAAGUAAGAAAGUUACAGACAAAAAAUCUGUACAAAUUAAUGAUGAAGAGCAGAGAGAAGUCAUAGAUAUUCUUGAGCUAAAUGAUAUAGAAAAUGUUGAGUUAAACAAUAAAGAAGAAUUAAGUAAUGAAUUUGGAGACAAAAUAGUUCAAAGUAAUGAAGUAGAGCAGAGUGAAGGCAUCAUAGACAUUGGGGAGCUAAAUGACACUAUUGAAAAAAAUAAUGAUCAAAACUGCUUUGAAGCAGAUCCAAAGGCUUCUUUAAAUGUUCAAUUACAACACUGGGCAGUCACAAACAAAGUGACUCAUAUAGCCUUAAACAAUUUAUUAAAAAUUUUAAACCCUCAUUUUAAAAACUUGCCUUUAGACCCUAGAACUCUUUUAAAAACCCCCCGUAAAACUAUAACACGUUUUGUAGAACCUGGACAAUAUUUUCAUUUUGGCUUAAAAGAAAACAUUACUUUUUUAUUAGAAAAUGCUCAUCGUGAUCUAAGUCAAUGUGAAAUAUGUGUAAAUAUAGAUGGUUUGCCUAUAAGUAAAAGCUCUGGGAGUCAGUUAUAUCCUAUUUUGAUUUCUCUAUUUCCUGUAAAUGAAAAUUUAGUAUCGUGUGUUGGGUUGUACCAUGGUUAUGAUAAACCAAAGAAUGCCAAUAAUUUUUUAAAGGAAUUUGUUAAGAAGGCAAUAGAUUUAACAAACAAUGGAGUUUUGUUUAAUAAUAAAGUGAUUCCAUUUAGAAUUAAAGCAUUUAUCUGUGAUGUUCCAGCCAAGGCUUUUAUUCGCUGUACAAAAGGUCAUACAGGUUUCAGUUCUUGUACAAAAUGUAAACAAAGAGGAGAGUAUAUUGUGAAUACAGUAUGCUUCCCUAGGAUGAGUGAUGAAGAGAGAACAAAUGAAGAUUUCUUGUUACAAGUAGAUAAACUCCAUCAUACAGGGCAAACAAUUUUAGCUGACAUUCCAAACAUUGGCCUAGUAUCAUGUUUUCCUGUUGAAUAUAUGCACUUGACUUUAAAAAAUAUGUUAAGGAAAUCUAAUCAACCAAUACAACAAGUUGUAAGAAGACUUGGUGAAAUAAAAAAAUACCAAAGUGAAUAG